Molecule: messenger RNA, 2424 nt
Organism: Rhipicephalus sanguineus (brown dog tick)
Lineage: Eukaryota; Metazoa; Arthropoda; Arachnida; Ixodida; Ixodidae
Exons: 6
Coding region: 1-2424 (807 amino acids)
Molecular function (GO): nucleic acid binding; zinc ion binding
Source: RefSeq, a predicted model, not a curated record
AUGGCAGCAGUUCUCGUCUCAAUAAACUUGAAACUCGAGAAACUUUCUCCACUCAUGGAAAAGGUUGAGGGUAUGGAACAAUCGUUGAUGUUCAUGUCUCGCACGUUUGAGGAGCUGAAAACAACCAUCAGUGCUCAGGAAAGCGAGAUCAAGGUGCUAAGAAAGAAAGUUGCUGAACUAGAAAGUAAAGAGAGUGACAAUCAAUCGUUGCAAGCUCAGCUUCAGAAGGAAGUAUCUGACCUCGAGUACAAAAGCCGCCAAUUAAACCUGGAAAUUCAGGGAGUACCUGCUGUUCAAGGUGAAAACCUUGUGUCGGUCCUGAACCAGGUCGCAGAAAAGCUUGAUGUUCCGGGCCUUUCCGAACAAGACAUAGGCUGCGGCUUUAAAACUGCUGUCAUUCACCUCCAACACAACAGCCGGUCCAUCAUCCAGCAAGUGCGUGCUGCCUCCCGUUUGAAUGUGACAUCUGGCCCAGAGCCGUGGCGGUCUGGUUUUCGAGCUCCAGGAAUUCCGGUCAAAACAGGGACUGGGUCUGGGGUGCUGGCCGCGCUGUUUGAAGGCAUCUGCCGGCCACGGGGACACGCUGCAGAACACCCCCUGUGGAGUCAUGUUCGCGCCGAGUCGCAGGCGACGGCCUGCAUGCUGGCAGAAGAGUGGAAUGUCCCGACAGGAUCGGCAAGCCACACGAAGAGCAACUGCAAGGUGUCCAUCGAGCCAGAGACGCACCACUGCAAGGAGGUGCCAGCGAGUCCCAUCGCCAUCGAAAGUCGUCGGGAGCCGAACCACAGCGGAGGCUCCCAGCAGAAACGGAGGGAAGAUCAGAGACAGCAGGAGCUUCCGAGCUUCAGAGAGACUGAGUCUGAGCAGUCGGUCACCGGAGGUGGUAGUGGGGCGCUAGGCGCUCUACAAGAUCCGGAUAGGUCAGAUCCAGAGGGAAUGGCAGUACGAUGCCUGCAGCUCGAGCUCGAAAAAGUACGCCUACAGCUUGAAUGUGAACGCGUAGCCCUACGCAGAGCAGAGAUUGAGCAAUCGAGUAGGUCGCCUUCGAUGUCGGGAACGAACGACCGCCGCCAUACCGGCAUUGACGGAGUAGCACAAUGCGCUAAGAUGCUGAAGGCAUACAGGUUGCCGUGCGACGCGGAUGUCCCGAUGUGGUUCGAUGAGGUGGAAAAACUGUUUUCAUCCUUCCAGGUACCGGAAGAGAACGGAGUACACUUGAUAAUGCCUGCGCUGUCUGAGCGAGUCCGCUAUAUGCUGUGUAGCUUGAGUGAAGAGGAGUGUGUGGAAUAUGAGAUCGUGAAACGUGCGGUACUAAAUGAACUUAAGCUCACCCCAGCUGAGUACUUAGACAGGUUUCAAAAGGUGACGAAGAAAAGAGAGGAAACAUGGGCUCAGUUCGCUUCUCGGGCCAGAACGUACUUCGCGUAUUACCUGCAAUCUCGUAAUGCCGAUACUAAGGAAGCGGUUGCUGAGCUAAUGGUCGCUGACCGAAUGAAGGCGAGUUUGGGCCCGGAAGGUCUAGAGUAUGUUCUUUUGCGGGAGGGCGAAAAGUGGUUCAAACCUGUAGAGGUUGCUAAAGUUCUCGAGACUUUUGAAGAGGCGAAAGGAAAGGGUCGAGCAACUAAGACGGUUGGAGUGCCAACUGCUCCGCCGUUAGCCAGGCAGACCGGCAUAGAAAAGGCCAAUGUAAGGUGCUACAUUUGUCGCGGUCAGGGUCACGUGGCUAGGGAUUGUCCUCAGGCCUCAAGUAAGGAGCAGCAGGCGAAGUUGACCACUUUACCGCCACCCGAGCAGGAAAGGGUGCUGAGUGCGAGGAUGGAAGUAUUCGAGCGAAGUGCUGGCUCGGGCCGGUCGAAACUGGAACUUAUCCCGAUCACGUGCGGUGGCAUAACUACUGAAGCUGUGCUGGACACAGACAGUGAAAUAACGGUGAUACGUGAAGGGAUACUUCCGCAAAGGGUAAAGGAUUCAUCGGGCGCAGUGAGGCUCCAGUCGGCGUUUGGAAAAACCAUCCAAGCAACUUUGGCUACAUUGCCAAUAGCUUUAAACUACCCGGGAGGGGUGGGACAACCACAGAAGGUUGAUCUGGUGUGUGCUAUUACUGACCAGCUCGCGGAUGGAGUUAACUGUCUGCUGUCAAAAGAGGAUUGGGAGUUACUGCAUGCACAGGAAGACAAUGGGAGUGAACGGGAAAGUGUUACGCAUGUCGUCAGUGCAGUGGGACUUCGAUCAGAGCCGUGGCGGUCUGGUUUUCGAGCUCCAGGAAUUCCGGUCAAAACAGGGACUGGGUCUGGGGUGCUGGCCGCGCUGUUUGAAGGCAUCUGCCGGCCACGGGGACACGCUGCAGAACACCCCCUGUGGAGUCAUGUUCGCGCCGAGUCGCAGGCGACGGCCUGCUUGCUGGCCGAAGAGUGGAAUGUGUAA